AUGAUCGAUCACGCGGCGCUGCCGACCGUCGCCGCGGCGGUGGCGACCGCCCUGGCGCUGGGCCUUGGCGCACUACUUGUGUGGAAGCCGCUAUCAGAGGCAUGGACGCGUGUGCCGUCUAUCGAGCGCGUGUAUCCCCCUGAGGCGCAGCCCGGCUGGGCCGGGGCUCUGCGCGACCCGCGCACGCCGCUGGUCAACGACGGCGCCAUCCACUGCUACGACCCCGCAACCGGGUACGUUCUGGGCACGGCGCUGGCCGACUCGCCCGACACGAUUCGAACUAAGAUUGCGCGCGCGGCCGACGCACAGCGGGUAUGGCGCGGGUCGUCCAUGGCGCAGCGGCGGCUCGUGCUGCGCACGAUGCACGCGUGGAUCCAGCGCGACCUCGAGCCGAUCGCGCGCAUCGCCUGCCGUGACACGGGCAAGACGGCCAUCGAUGCUGCGUUUGGCGAGCUCUUGACGACGUGUGCCAAGCUGGCCUGGACACUCCAUCACGGCGAGCGUGUGCUGCGCCCGGAGCGCCGCAGCGGCAACCUGCUACUUGCACACAAGACGUGCACGGUGGUCCACGAGCCGCUUGGCGUCGUGGCCGCGUGCGUUUCGUGGAACUACCCGGUGCACAACAUGCUGGGGCCCAUCAUCUCGGCGCUCUUUACGGGCAAUGCCAUCGUCGUCAAGGGCUCGGAGCAUGUCGCAUGGUCGUCGCAGCACAUGCUCGAGGGCGUGCGCCGCUGCCUCGCAGCAUGCGGUGCGCCGACCGAUGUGGUGCAGCUCGUGGCGUGUGGUCCUGAUGCCGUGGAGGCACUCACUCGCGAUCCGCGGAUCGCGCACAUCACCUUCAUCGGCAGCGACGCGGUUGGCCGCCGCGUCGCGGCAGCAGCAGCGCCGCAGCUGACACCGACGAGGCUCGAGCUAGGCGGCAAGGACCCGGCCAUCGUGCUGCCCGAUACUGACCUUCCAUUCUUUGCGUCCAUGUUCCUCCGCGCAUGCUUCCAGGCCAUGGGCCAGAACUGCAUCGGCAUUGAGCGCUUUCUCGUGCCACGCGCGCGUAUCAACGAGCUCGUCGCGCUCGUCUUGCCGCGCAUCGAGGCGCUGCGCGCGGGUAGCACACUCGACGACACGCGCUUCGGCAACCGAGAGGCGCCUGCCGACAGCGUGGACGUGGGCGCCAUGAUCUCCGAUGCACGCUUCGACACGCUCGAGGCGCUCAUUCGCGAGGCGGUCGCACAGGGCGCACAGCUGCACACCGGCGGGACGCGCCUCGCCCAUACGCGGUGGCCGCUCGGGCACUACUUUGCGCCGACGCUCUUAUCACAUGUGACGCCGGCGAUGCGUAUUGCCAACGAGGAGCUCUUUGCGCCUGUUCUCCUCAUCAUGUCGUACGACAGCGUCGAGGAGGCGGUGCAGAUCGCGAAUGGCACGCCGUUUGGGCUCGGCGCCUCGGUGUUUGGCCGCUCGCGCACGCAGUGCCGCAGCGUCGCCGCACAGCUCGAGUGUGGCAUGGUGAACAUCAACGACUUUGGCAUCUCGUACCUGAACCAGGGCCUGCCGUUCGGCGGGCGCAAGCACUCAGGCUACGGGCGCUUUGGCGGCCCCGAGGGCCUCCAGGGCCUCACGGCGCCCAAGGCGCUCACAGAGGAUACCUUGUUUGGGCGUAUCCAAACAGCGAUUCCGCCUGUCGUCGACUACCCGGUACGCAAUACGCUGCGCAGCUGGACGUUUUUGCGCUCGCUCGUGCGCCUGGCGUUUGGCUCGUGGUGGGCACGUGUGCAGGCCAUUCCGGGCCUGUGCUAA
Malassezia sympodialis ATCC 42132 is the source of this 1794-nucleotide messenger RNA. RefSeq names its product meiotic recombination directing protein (gene MSC7). The record is from RefSeq and is a predicted model, not a curated record. Gene Ontology annotation, molecular function: oxidoreductase activity, acting on the aldehyde or oxo group of donors, NAD or NADP as acceptor. NCBI's taxonomy places the organism in Eukaryota, Fungi, Basidiomycota, Malasseziomycetes, Malasseziales, Malasseziaceae.